ACAGAGACCACACAAACCUCACUCUAGGAAAAAAAAUGCUAUCACUGUUGAAUAGCUAUUUAAACAAUAGUUCAGAAAGUGCUGAAUCUGAAUUUAUUCAAUAUUUCUAGUUGCUUUAUUGAGAAUGUCGGUGCUCGAAGGAAUCAACUCUAAAGCCCUGAAAACAGGUGACUUGCCGCCACCUUCUCCAUCCCCCAACACUUUCCGCAUUUAUAGCAUGCGCUUCUGCCCUGCUGCUCAGCGAGCUCUGAUCUACGCGUCCGUUAAGAAAAUCCCAAGUGAAGUGAUUAACAUCAACCUCCAACAAAAACCCGAUUGGUAUUUCACCAAGAAUUACAAGGGACAAGUCCCAACUUUGGAGCAUGCGGAGGGGAAGAAGCUGGUUAUAGAAUCAGCUGUGAUUCCUGAGUACUUGGAUGAUAUUUUCCCAGAGACAAAAAUUCUACCCAGUGAUCCGUAUGAAAAAGUUCAGCAGAAGUUGCUGUUGGAAAGGCUCAGUGAUCAGCUGACUCCGGCGUUUGGAAGAGUUUUUAGAGCUAUUAAAAACCCGGAAGAGUUGAAAGAGAAGUUUGAAAGUAUCCUGAAAGCGUUUGAAGAAGCAGAAAGUCUACUGGAAGGAGCUUUUUAUUCAGGAACAUCUUCACCUGGCUUCGUCGACUACCUGAUCUACCCUAGCUUUCAACGUGUCUAUUGGCUAACAUUCCUUCUUGAGAUCUUCCCACUUCCAUCGGACAACUUUCCAGGACCGGGCUAUCCAAAAUUAUCUCAAUGGUUCAAGGCAAUUACGGCAAUCCCAGAAGUUGCGGCUGCAAGUCAAUCAACGGAAAAUGGCGUGGGAUCUUGUAAAGAAUAUAUGAAGGGAUUGCCAUAUUUUGAUUAUGGCUUGUAAUAUGUUAAAAUGAACAUGUUUUGUUUCAUGGCACCAAUAAAUAAAAUAGAAUACCCAUUUUUAGACACAAAUUCUGAGAAUGUAAAAAAUAGAAAUUUACAGCAAAAUCACAAUAAAUAUUUUCAAAUUAU
Caenorhabditis elegans is the source of this 1020-nucleotide messenger RNA. RefSeq names its product Glutathione S-transferase omega (gene gst-44). The record is from RefSeq and is marked reviewed. Bases 125 to 889 code for a protein of 254 amino acids. Gene Ontology annotation, cellular component: cytoplasm. Gene Ontology annotation, molecular function: methylarsonate reductase activity; glutathione dehydrogenase (ascorbate) activity; glutathione transferase activity. The transcript has 3 exons. Gene Ontology annotation, biological process: glutathione metabolic process; cellular oxidant detoxification. NCBI's taxonomy places the organism in Eukaryota, Metazoa, Nematoda, Chromadorea, Rhabditida, Rhabditidae.